CGACAUCUUGGUGCAGUUCAAUUAUUGCAGCGUGCCAUGCACCUGCAAAUCCAAUUCUUGCAACACAUUUUCUAUUGGCCGUGAUGGGGGUGUCUUAGACACACUGUUUCCUUUUUGUAUCCCAGCUACUAACAAGCUGUAUGAUUCACAUUUCAACUGCCCUCGAACCUUGGUUGCUGAAACGGGGACAGCGACUGUAACAAUUCUGUUGCACCGUCUAUUUUAUUAAUUUCUUAAUUUUAUUACGGUGUCAGAAGAAUCGAAAAUUACAACCGUCCAGUUUGUAUCCGUAGCAAGAAGAAAACGGUUACAGUUUGGACGGUGCUCGGGAAAGCUCAGAGGUUAUGCACGGGACAAGAAAAACAGUUCUGGCGCGACUGGUCGUGUUUCUGUUGAUUGUAACGGCAGCCAUGAAGUGGUUUUCAAACUCGAGGGUUAAAGAACAUGUUUCUGAGCCUGACAUGUUCUGGGGGAAAAGAGAGGGGGGUGUCAUGUCACCAGAGGAAGAAAGGAAACUUCAGGAAGAGGCUUCAAAACAUGCAGAAGGAGAACUUGAGGAGCCCCAGGAACCAGGGAAACAAGAACAGAGACCGGACCAGGAAAAGUCAAAGCUGCAUCCGGUCAAGGAUUUUAGCUCCACUCGGAUGAGGAUCAUUCACCUUGAUCUUAAAGGGGCUGCUCCCAAAGUCUCUUAUUUAGAACAGAUAUUUCCGCUCCUGUUCAAAUUGGGUGCCAGUGGGGUUUUAAUUGAGUAUGAAGACAUGUUUCCCUAUACAGGAGAUCUUGAAAUCCUCAAGUCAGAGAACGCUUACAGUAUGGAAGACAUUGAAAAGAUCCAGCACCUUGCAGAACUAAAUCAACUGGAAGUCAUCCCUUUGCUGCAGGUCUUUGGACAUUUGGAGUUUGCUCUGAAGCAUGAGAAAUAUCACGCGCUGCGCGAGGUGACCAAGUUCCCCAACAGCCUGAACCCCCACAUGCCGGACUCCCUGUCACUGGUGAAGGGCCUCAUCUCGCAGGUGCUAGACAGACACCCCAAGGCCAGCUGGAUCCAUGUUGGAGCAGACGAGGUAUUUCAUCUCGGGGAAGGACAGGAGUCCAAAAACUGGCUGAACAACAACAACGGGGACAAGGGCAGUAUGUUCCUAAAUCACAUGAAGGAGGUUGGGGUCUUCAUCGUGGGCAAGUACCCCAGGGUCAGCCUGCUCAUGUGGGAUGAUAUGAUGAGGCAGAUCAGCGUAGAGAAACUAGAAGAGUCUGGUAUUACCCUCUUUGCCUCCCCUAUGAUAUGGGACUACAGCUCCAAGUUAAAUCUAGAAGUGAUUGAGAAGUACAUAUCAAACUACGCAAAUGCAGGGUUCAAAACGGUGUGGUUCGCUAGUUCUUUUAAAGGAGCGUCAGGCUCUGCUCAGAUCUGGACUCCGAUUGAGCAACACAUGAACAACCAAUUAUCUUGGCUGAAGGUCAUCGAUGCAAUAGAGAAACACCCCUCCAUUCACUUUCAAGGCAUUGCACUGACCGGCUGGCAGAGAUACGAUCACUUUUCAGCUUUGUGUGAACUCUUUCCUGUCGCCAUCCCUGCGAUGGCUGUCUGCUUGCAGACUCUGGUUCAUGGUGGUUUUAAUAAUGAAGCAAGAAAGGAGACUCUGAAUAUCCUAGGAUGUAACAGUAUCAACCUUGACAAGAGCCUUUGUGAAGGAGGUGGUGCUUUUGCUGGCUAUGAAAUCUAUCAGAUGGUUUACCACAUCAAAGAAAACCUGAAGAAUGAAAUUGAUAACAUACUUCAAGAUGGGCACAUCAGAGGGACGUUUUCUCGCUACCAUCGAAAGUAUCGUUUUGCGAAUCCGAGAAACAUUGAGAUGUUUGGAGACCGAAUGUUCAGGCUUCACGACAACUGGGAGAAACUCAUCCAGGACUUGUACAUUCAUAUGGGGAACAUCUAUUUCCCAGACACAGUGGAGGAAUGGAUGGAAGAAAAUGUCUAUUUUUAUAUGGACCAGCUUAGGGAGCUGGUCAAAGACUACAAGCAGAUCAUUCAGCUGAAUGGCAGACCGAAAACUUUGUAAAGAUGGGAGGGUUAUCGUAAUUGAGGCAGUGCUUAAAAUGGACCAGUACCACUUUCUUAUUCCAGACAUUUGUGCAGGUUAAGAGAAAUAAUACGCAUUUAAUGGCAUGUACAUGGUUACAAGGUACUUCUGGUUUGUAUCAUUUUUCAAACAUUUUGGACUAUUUCAGUUGCUUUUUCAUUCACCAAGAAACAAGGAAGCUCUCUUUGAUAUAAACAAUACACAGCAUUCUCGUUACUUUUCUCAAUCCAUGUUUCUCUAGCUUCAAUUCCCAGUUAUAUUAGUCUCAUGAGACCAGUAUGUUGAACUUAUAUUGAUAUGAAAAUUAUUGUAUAUGCAAUGAAGCCUACCUUUUAAUACUGCUACAGAAUCUGGUCUUCCAUGUGCAAAAUAAACUGCUUUAAAAGCCAUAGCCUUACACAGAGAGGGUAAUAUCUGAUUGCAAUAUGAUAAUAAUAUUACACAGACAAAAUGCAUGUACUAAUAGAUACACAUACUCAUUCACAUCAGCAAUUUCCUCAAUUUACAUUAACAUUGUAACACUGUGUCUUGCACUGCUAAUCAUCGCUUUAGCUGUCAUACUUAAUUUUUGUGCGUUUUCAUGCAAGCUGUCUGUGAGAGUAUUUUACAGAGCAAGGUACUGUGACAACUUGCAGCGGGCAGUGGAAUUUACUUAUUUAAAGAAAAAAUGUAAUCUCAGGGUUCUUAAGAUUAAUGCAGAUGUUAUCUCCACAGGAUUGUUGUUUGUGUCCUGUAUUGCACCAGAAUGUGACAAAUGGUUCAAGUUCCCGUAGAACAAGGAUAGCCUGGUUCCCAGUCCCUAGCUCGUACCACAACCUCAACAGUGCUCAGUCAAAGUACUGCAAGCUGAUAGUCUAAGGCUGUAAAUAAUAAAGCCUGUAAAUAAUACUGUACUUAUCAGCUGUAAACCAUACUGUGUAUCAGCCUCCUGGCUUUCAUUGCUAAACUCUUAACCAGUCAUCUGAACGACUUUAACUACACCAGUGCUUUUAACUAGUCCUCUGUAAUAUCUUUUUUUUAUGCGUUUGUCAUAAAGGGGGUUCUCAGCGUUGUACAACAUUAAAAAACACUGCUACAGAAGGUCCAGGAAUAUAGUUUCAUAAGCAGUUUUGAAAGUCUGAUAUUAUGGCCUUCAGUUGGGUGAAAGUGGGGGCUGUUUAGAAGUUAAUGAGGAAUUUAGUUAAUUUAAUAGAAUAGUUAGGAAUUUAGGGUUGGUUUCACAGACGCUGGUUAACACCUGUCAUGGGGUGCCUAAAAUAAGAUCUGUGAACUUAUUGUGUUAGAGAGAUAAACCAUACCCUGGUUUACUAUUACAUCUUACUGAGAUGUAAGUUACUUAAAUGAAGGAUUUAUGGUGCCUUCAGAUAUAUUUUUGUUGUUGUUUAAACAAAAAAAUGUAAGUUGUUAAAUCCUCAUGUUACUGCAACUGUAGCUUGAAAGAAAAGGUCACAGAAGGAAAGGCUACUUUUAAUUUGCCAUAUAGGUCUUGAUUAUCACAAUUCAGUAAGGGGCUUUAUACUAUGGUAAUGUCAGUUAAAUAAAAUCAAAUGUAUCUUUAAUAAAUUGGAAUUGUGGGUGGCUUUUAUUAUAUUUUACAUUAUACUUAUAAAACACAUGCUUAAACUUGUCAAAUUAAUACAUGCAGUGCAAUAAAAUUGUACCAAUAGAUAUACCUGUGGUUUACUUGAGAUACUGAAUGCGUUACAGAGUUUUUAAAAUCAGUUCCAGUCCUUGCUUUGUUCAGUCUUCAUGUUUAUUUGCUUAAAAACUCUGC
This is a messenger RNA of Polyodon spathula (Mississippi paddlefish), 3858 nucleotides long. RefSeq names its product hexosaminidase D-like. The record is from RefSeq and is a predicted model, not a curated record. Bases 345 to 2063 code for a protein of 572 amino acids. Lineage: Eukaryota; Metazoa; Chordata; Actinopteri; Acipenseriformes; Polyodontidae. The transcript has 14 exons. Gene Ontology annotation, biological process: carbohydrate metabolic process. Gene Ontology annotation, molecular function: hexosaminidase activity.